UUUCGCGGCGCACCCCCACAAGAAGAAGCACUUUGUCUGGACUGAAGGGGAAAAAAGAAGAGGAGGUGUAGGGACACCGAAUGGGACUGACCCGGUUCAGUUUAGCCGCAUAUCUCUUCCUGCAGGGCAGAGGCCCGACCGAGGAGGAGACCCCCAUGAUACGGAGGGAGAGGAGUGUGCGAUAAGGGUGCUGAGGGAUCGGGGCUUGUAAAGCCAAGGACGGUGGUCUGUGGGAGCAGGGGGAGGCCGGUUUUUGGAGGSACAUCAGAGCCCGGCACGCGUGGAAGGAUGGUGGUGAUGCAGCGGGAGCAGAGCGGAGGAUUCCCGCAGAGCCCGACUCACCGCUCCGCCGCCGCUGCAGUGACAGACGUCAACCCCAAAACCGGAUUUCCAGACAGAUGCGCGAAACACUGACCACCACCCCUCCUUCACACAUCCAUCCUCCGCCUCCUCACUCAUUAUAGCCCAGUGUGUCCACCCAGGGGUUCGGACGCACCAGUURGUCUGAGGCGCUCGGACCGGAGCGAAAGUGGGGGGGAAAGAUGUUGGCGCGAUGCUACCGGGCCAAGCUGUCCGUGUGGGCCGCCCUGUGCGUGCUGGUGCUCUGCUGGUUUUACGCCUUCCCGGUCUACAGACUCCCGAGCGACAAAGAAAUCGUGCAGGAGGUGCUGAGGCAGGGGGACGUGUGGCACAAGAACCAGACCGGCAUCGAUUUGUACAGGAAGCUGCUGACAGGAUGCUGCGACCCCAGGCGAAUGUUUGCGGUGACGAAGGAGAACUCUCCUCUGGGCAAGGUCCUGUGGUACGACGGGGAGUUUUACCACUGGCACACCGUCAACAACGAGACACAUUCACUUUUUGUACAAAGCAACCCUCUGCAGCUGCCCCUGAAGAAGUGUGCCGUGGUGGGCAACGGUGGUAUACUGAGACACAGCAAGUGCGGACAGGACAUCGACCAAGCUGACUUCAUCAUGCGAUGCAACCUUCCACCUCUCACAAAGGAAUACGUAGACGAUGUGGGAACGAGAACACAUCUGGUCACUGCCAACCCCAGCAUUAUAGAGAAGAGAUACCAAAACCUUCUGUGGUCCAGAAAAGCUUUUGUAGACAGUAUGAAGGUCUACGGCUCCAGCUACAUCUACAUGCCGGCGUUUUCCAUGAAGCCUGGUACCGACCCAUCGCUGCGAGCGUAUUACGCGCUGUCGGACACCUCCUCUAAUCUCACCAUGCUCUUUGCAAACCCCGAAUUCCUGCGUUCGGUGGGCAAGUUCUGGAAAGGCCAUGGCAUCCACGCCAAGCGCCUCUCCACGGGGCUGUUUCUGGUCAGCUUAGCCCUGGGGCUGUGCGAGGAAGUGACCACCUACGGGUUCUGGCCAUUUUCYGUGGGCCUGGACGAGCAGCCCAUCAGCCACCAUUACUACGACAACAUCCUGCCCUACAAAUGGUUCCACGCCAUGCCCGAGGAGUUUGUCCAGCUCUGGCACCUGCACAAAAGCGGCACUCUGCGCAUGAGGGUGGGGCRCUGUCUCCCGCAGACAGGAGGAAGGUAGAGAGCACCCGGAGGACCGAAGCAAUCCAGGUUCAGGUGAAGAAAAUGAGAUUGCCAUGCAUCAGUCCAUUGCUGAUUUAAGAUAAAGGAGAGCAGCACACAUUCCUUAUGAGGAUUUCCUGUGCUGUAUCUCUCUGUCCAUUCAAUUUCCUGUYGUUCUCCAAACGAAUCCCUGAUUUUUAAAAGAAUGUCAUCCUCAGAUAACACAUGGACACACAAAUGGAAAGUAUGCUCACACUCCCCAAAACUUUGCCAUGCGUCUGCACUUGUUUUUGAAGUUGUGUUUUCUUGUAUGUGUUUUUUUUUAAUUGGAAGAAUCGGCUGUGAAAGGAUGCAGAGGGGAUGGCUUUUUAUCUGGCUGACAGUUUUGGCAACUGGACCCAACCCCCCUUCUGGGUCUUUGUUGAAAAGAAACAGAUGGAAAGAGCAAAGGGGAAACACGAAAACCUAUGGAAGGCUGGUGAAAGAGAGGAAAAAUACCCUGGUAUUUUAUGGCUUGAAUAGGAAUGGAAGUAAAUGAAGGGAGGAAAAAUGUGGCCGGGGUAUGAUUUAUCUCUUUGUUUUUCUGCAUCCAUGCACUUGAUUGGCAUUCUCUGUAGUGCCAAAUAGAGUUUUAGUUCUUAGCAGGAACUAUUAGAAACUGAUUCUUGAGAACUCCAUCCCUUCGAAUGUGUUGCAUUUUAACCCUUUACCAAAAAAGGGAAAACUGCACUCUGGUGUCAUGUAAGUUGUUGUUUUUGUAUUGCCAAAUGUAAUGUUUCAGGUGUACUGUAAAUUCUUUUAUUUUUUAUUCAUCACGGGAGAUAACAUUGUUGGUGUGAAUACUCAGAGAAGAACAAUUCUUGCCAACAAAGAGAACAGAAAGUCAUACAUACCUCACAGUUUUAGUUCCUUUUCCUGUCCGACUCUUUGGUACAACUUUGUCACAAGCAGGCUCUUUAGUUAAUAUCACAGCCUGCUGGAAGUCAUCUUUUAGUAACUGUACUAUAUUUGUCUAGCGCCAAGCCAAGGGAACAAUGGACUCUUUGAUACCGCCUUACACAGUACUUGUGCGAUACUGACUGAAGGAUGAGGUAGUGACAGACAAAAGGGAGUCUGUGUCACUAAGUGGCAUUUUACUCAAUGCUGUUUUUUUCUUGUUAGAUGUAGAACACGUUAAUGGGUAAAUGGUGAUUUUUUUUUUGUUUGCCUUAUUAUUUGCACAAGAAGAAAAAAAUUCACUCAUGUAAAAGUCAAUGCAACUCAGAAGUUUUUUUGUUUUUGUUUUGUUUUGUUGUUUUUUUUUUGCACUUGAAAGUGUUUUAGAUUGAGAACAAUGUGAUUUAUUUAAAGAAUUUUGUUCUUAAAAAUGUUACUUAAAAGUGUGAGGAAAAAAAUACUGUGCCAUGCUACUUUUGGUACUUUGGAAAUAGAGGAAAUGCGCCCCAGUUAAGGUACGAAACAUGUUCAUAUAGGUUAGUGCUUUAUGUCCAGUCUGUUACAUUGAACAAGGUCCAGUGCCUUUUUUAAACAUAAAUUGAAGGAGAAUUUAAUGUUUUGUGAGUUUCCCCAAUAAUGUGGCUACUGUGAUUUGAUUCUUUUGUCACUAAAGUAAAAAGAAAAAAAAAAAACAGCAUGAUAAUAUGAAACUAAAACUCGCGUGCCAUUUUGAAGUGGGCGGGAUGGUCGAAAAAUAAAAUUUCAUCCAUCUAUUAUGACUUCAUUCAUUUCCGUUGCCCUUAUUUCGARUUGACUAGUGGGGGCUGCAGCUUGAGCAGGGAGGCCCACACCUCUCAUUCCCCAGCCACAUCUUCCAGCUCCUCUUGGAGAAUUCAAAGGCAUUCCCAGACCAAAAAGACACAUAGUCUUUCCAGCGUGUCCUGGGUCUUCCUCGAGGUCUUUUCCCAGUCGGACAUGCCUGAACCUCGCAAGUGAGGCGUCAUUGAGAUAUCCUUACAAGAAGCCCGAACCACCUCAACUGGCUCCUCUUGAUGUGGAGGAGCAGYGGCUCUACUCUGAGUCUCUUGCAGAUAACUGAACUUCUCACCCUAUCUCUAAGGGAGAGCCCACCCUGUGGAGAAAACUCAUUGUGACCGCCUGUAUCAUUCCUUUGGUCACUACCCAAAGAUCAKGAYCUCUUCACCACAACAGACCGUUACAGAGUCCACRAAACUGUGGAAGCUGCACUGAUCCAUCAGCCARUCUCCUGCUCCAUUCUUCCCUCACUAUGAACAAAACCCAGAGAUACUUAACUCCUCCCUUGAGGCAGAACCCCAUCCCCAACUCAGAGAGAAAUCCACUCUUUUCCAACUGAGGACCAUUAUGGAAGAAUAGCCCAUGGACUCAAAUUUGGAGGUGCUGUAUGGCAAGGCGCGUGGAUCAAAAAUCAUACGUAUAUUUACACCUUAUUCUAAUCCGUAAUGUGCGGGCUGCUGCGUUUUUUACAUGCAAAAGCGUUGUGAAUCAGAACUUGCUGUAGAUAACACGUGAACAUCAUUAGCAUAUCACAGAGAUGGAAUCCUGAGACCACCGAACCAGAUUCCCUCUGCCCUUUUGAUUGGUAAAGUUUUGUCUUUUGAGGGGAAAACUUUAAUUUCUUCUAGUCAGCGUAUGAGGCUGUUGCUUUUUCCAUCAUAAAACACAAGCUUUCUCGUAGUUUGGUUAAACAGUUCACUACUUUCAUCUACAUAAUCAUCAUAUUAUCAUAUACUGUAGGUUUGUUUUAGUGAAAGCAUAUACGUCCAUUCUAAAUGUAAGCUUAUCAUUUACUCUCGCCUGAAUCCCACCAGCUGUCCUCCAUUUAUUCAUCAAGCAAAUUUGAAUCAAUUUUUUUUUCCAAUCCCACAGAAUAAAAACCCCAACACACAGGCUGUUAUAAACUGUCGUGGUCAAACUUUGUUGGAACAAAUGGAGCAGUGGAGGUGUAGUGGUAGAGCAGCUGACUUGAGACCAGAAAGUCACAGGUUSGACUCUCCACCAUGCCCACAUGUUUUGGUGUCCUUGAGCACAACAUCUAAUGCCCAACUGCUCCCCGGGUGCAGAGCACAAAUUUCACCCUUGCAUGGGAACAUGCAUCUUUACCCCAAUAAGAGGCUCAAAAAAAUCAUUUGGAGGAAGGAUUGACACAGUUGUGUUUGAAUUUGGAUGUUUAUGGGAUCAGACGUACAGUGAAUGUAGCAUUAUUUAUUGUUGGUGUUUGUAAAAAAAAAAAUAAAGUUGACUAUCUCCACCUUAUUGGAAUGCGACAAAGUUUGCAAAAAAAUCUGAAUAUCUGACUAAGGCAACUCAGGCAAACUACAAGAUGUGUUUUUUAUUUUUAUUAUGAGUGAGCAGUAUCUCGUUAAAUAAACCUCAUUAAAAAAACUGUCAUGAAUAUAUCAGUUUCUUUUAAAAAUAUGCAUUUUAUUGAGUUGAAUAGAUCUCACGAAAGACACCCGCAUGUUAAUUUAGGUAAUUUUGUUCCAAUAAGUGCUCAAACUUGUUUUAAUUCAGUUUAUUCUACUUUUCAUAAUCUUGUUUUUAUUUGCACUUUUUUGUCAUUUACUGACCAGUAUUGUGAAUGAAUGAUCUGUGACUAUUUAAAUGGUUUGUAAGCAUGAAGAUUUAUAAACGUGGAUGUACUUUACUUCUGUGUUUUUUAUUUUUAUUUUUUCAUUCAAAACACGCCUGUUAAAUGAUAAGAACAAACUGCAAAGCUUUUUUUUUUUUUUUUUUUUUGUGGAAGCUGAAGUAAAAAUUGUAAAUAAUGAUCCGCUGUUGUUAGUUUUAGAUUUUCCUUUCAAAAUAGUGAAAAAAAAAAAUCCACUUCAAGGAACUCAGAUCCAAAUAAACUGCAGGUACGUCUGCAACAAAACAAAUUUUAAUCUCAUUGUGUGUGACCUCUUGAUAUUUGUUUAAGGUUGCGGUUAAGAACACUUUUUUAUUGUUAGUACAGUUCAGAUAGUUGGCAGCACAAAUCACACAAUCCAUUCAUCACACCAGGCUGGAUCCCUGACAAACAGAUUUUUUCAAAUAAAUGGUGAUUAAAGCCACUUUUUGUUGUAUUAAGUCUCCCUCCAACACCCCUCCAUGCUAAAGAAAGAACAUGAAAUGUCAAAGUUAAUUGCAACUAUUUGAGGGUUAUUUGAAACCUAAAUGUUUUUUUUAUUUGCCUCUGAAAAGGAGUAAAGCCAGUAGGCUAUUUUGACCACUCUGAUUUUUUUUCACUUCCUAUUGUUAUUUGAGUCAUUCGUUGUGAAAAACCCACACUUAGGCUUGUAAUAAAGCAAGAACUUUUCUUUAAAACAAACUGAACUGACUGAAUGCAACACYUAAAUGUAUCUGUGAGCAACUAAUAAGGACAAAAGAAUGGAAACUUCUACAAGACAAGAUAAACACUGGUAUCCAGUCAAGAGAACCCACAUAAAUGUGUGAUUCCAUUCAAAAUAGUUUUAUUUUUCAGAGCUGUACCAUGUGUUAUUUMUAUAUGUUCUGCUAAAUAAAGAAUAUAAAACAGCAA
Molecule: messenger RNA, 6026 nt
Organism: Austrofundulus limnaeus
Lineage: Eukaryota; Metazoa; Chordata; Actinopteri; Cyprinodontiformes; Rivulidae
Gene: st8sia1
Product: ST8 alpha-N-acetyl-neuraminide alpha-2,8-sialyltransferase 1
Exons: 5
Coding region: 543-1550 (335 amino acids)
Biological process (GO): N-glycan processing; oligosaccharide metabolic process
Molecular function (GO): alpha-N-acetylneuraminate alpha-2,8-sialyltransferase activity
Source: RefSeq, a predicted model, not a curated record